Coprinopsis cinerea okayama7#130 is the source of this 318-nucleotide messenger RNA. RefSeq lists its product as hypothetical. The record is from RefSeq and is a predicted model, not a curated record. Lineage: Eukaryota; Fungi; Basidiomycota; Agaricomycetes; Agaricales; Psathyrellaceae. The coding region runs from base 1 to 318 and encodes 105 amino acids. The transcript has a single exon.
AUGUCUGCUAACGAUGUGGUCGACCAAGGCUCAGCUCUCGCGACUAAGGAUCUUUCGAACCCACAUACCGCCAAGCACGACGACGUGAAGCUGAAGCCAGAGUCUCUCCCCCCGGGGUUUGACAUGGACAAGCUGAAUGAGGUCUUGGUGAUGUGCGUUGAAAAGGGCACCGCUGCGCUCGCGGACGGACCGCUGCAGGGUAUCCCUUUCAUCGGCGCCCUGUCGCCAACAGUGACUUUCGCUCUCAAACAGAUGCUUGGCAUCAAGGAGACGCAGGAUAUCAUCAUCGGCAAGCUCGACGCCCACCCCAUUACAUAA